Molecule: messenger RNA, 621 nt
Organism: Moneuplotes crassus
Lineage: Eukaryota; Ciliophora; Spirotrichea; Euplotida; Euplotidae
Source: the annotation of a GenBank genome assembly
AUGCAAGCAUUUAUAUCCAAACUCAGACCCAGCAACCCAGCCCUGCACCGCAGCAGAGCAGGCUUUUGCAGAACAAACAAGAGUGCGGAGGCUGAAAAGUCUUCCCUUGGUGGUCUGAAAGUAGGAAGGAGAUUGAAGUCGUACGGGUUCUUGUACGGAAUCUCUCUUUUGCUUUAUUUAAAAGUUAGCGAGGUGUCAGUCAAGAAUAAAAAUGAAGCCUUUAAACUCCGCUGAAAGCUGCCCAACAAUCUAUAUAGUUACAUCUUAAAUUUGGAGAGGCAUAAGCAAAUCAAGAAAAACUUUGAGUACGGAGACUUAUCUCUUGACCAACUUGAGGACCUGAAAGAUUUCUCUCAGAAAAGAAUUAAUGCAAUAUCAGAGCUGUGAAAUCCUUACUUGAACCUGGCAGUGGUGGUCAGUCCAUUAGCAAUGUUUUGCCAUUGGAGGUUCUUCAGGAAUUUGUAUGGAAAGAUGCCUCUAGGACCGAGAAGAGUCUUAUUUUUAUUCCAAUUUCUGUAUAUAUUUACUUUUUUUGACAGAUAUGACUCAUGGGUGCUAACUUCUAUGUAUACAAAUGAAGUAAUUAAGAAUUGUGAAGAAGAGAUGAAAAAGAGAGCUUAA